CUCAGAUUCAAGAACAUUUACAGAGAGAAAAAAAAAGACAGUUCUUAAGAAGUAUUUUUUCCAAACAAUGUCUUCUCUUGGUCACUUUCAGAUUCUUGUUUUUCUUCUUGCUCUGCUUAUCUUCUCAGCCGAAUCUCGCAAAACCAAACUGCAAAACAGUGAUGAAAUUGAAUCUAACGACGAUAAUGCACAAGGCACACGAUGGGCUGUUCUAGUUGCUGGAUCAAAUGAAUUUUACAACUACAGGCAUCAGGCUGACAUAUGCCAUGCAUAUCAGAUACUUCGAAAAGGUGGUCUCAAAGAUGAAAACAUUAUUGUGUUUAUGUAUGAUGAUAUCGCGUUUCACCCAGAGAAUCCAAGGCCUGGAGUUAUCAUUAAUAGACCCGAUGGAGACGAUGUUUAUCAAGGAGUUCCUAUGGACUACACUGGAAAAACUGUUAAUGUGACAAACUUCUUCAAUGUGUUACUUGGAAAUGAAAGUGGCAUCACAGGAGGAAGUGGCAGAGUUUUGAAAAGUGGUCCUAAUGAUCAUGUCUUCAUCUACUAUGCUGACCAUGGAUCUCCUGGUUUACUAGCGAUGCCCGGUGAAGAAGAGCUCCAUGCAAAAGAUUUCAUUAAUGUCUUGGAGAAGAUGCAUCAUCAAAAAAGCUACAAGAAGAUGGUGAUUUAUGUUGAAGCAUGUGAAUCUGGAAGCAUGUUUGAAGGGCUUUUAAAGAACAAUCUAAAUAUAUUGGCUGUGACUGCUGCUAAUGCAAAAGAGAGCAGUUGGGGAACUUACUGUCCUGAAACAUAUCCUCCUCCUCCUCCUGAGUAUGACUCUACUUGUCUCGGCGAUACAUUCAGCAUCUCUUGGCUUGAGGACAGCGAACUUCAUGACAUGAGCAAAGAGACUUUGGAGCAGCAAUACAAAGCUGUAAAGAGAAGAACAGGAUCUGAUCCUGAACCAGGAAUGACUUCUCAUGUAUGCCAUUUCGGAACAGAGGAGCUUCUCAAAGACUAUCUUGUCUCUUACAUUGGAACCAAUCCUGACAACAAAAACUUCACUUUAGCUGGAUUCACUUCUCCACCAAUCUCUAACUCAAGCUUUGUCAAUACACGCGAUAUUCCUCUGUUAUAUCUCCACAGAAAGAUUCAAAAAUAUCCACUGGAGUCACCUGAAAGACAAGAAGCUCAGAAGAAGCUAUUUGACGAAAUGAAUCACAGGAAACAAAUCGAUCAGAGCAUUAUAGAGAUUCUGCGACUUUCGCUUAAGCAAACCAAUGUCUUACAUCUCUUAACAUCCACAAGAACAGCAGGACAACCUCUUGUAGACGACUGGGAUUGCUUCAAGACUAUGGUCAAUAGCUUCAAGAAUUACUGUGGAGCAAAGAUAGAUUACGGACUGAAGUAUAGUGGAGCGCUUGCCAAUAUCUGCAAUAUGGGAGUGGAUGUGAAGCAAACUGUUUCAGCUAUUGAACAAGCUUGUUCCAUCAAAUGAUGUGCAAAAAAAACAUAUCUAUUCAAAAUAAUGUGAUCGACUUAUAUGAAUAAGAAAAGUUAUUCCAAAACA
This is a messenger RNA of Eutrema salsugineum, 1549 nucleotides long. RefSeq names its product vacuolar-processing enzyme delta-isozyme. The transcript is spliced from 8 exons. Gene Ontology annotation, molecular function: cysteine-type endopeptidase activity. The coding region runs from base 68 to 1477 and encodes 469 amino acids. NCBI's taxonomy places the organism in Eukaryota, Viridiplantae, Streptophyta, Magnoliopsida, Brassicales, Brassicaceae. The record is from RefSeq and is a predicted model, not a curated record. Gene Ontology annotation, biological process: vacuolar protein processing.